AUCUUUUCAGUCUCAGCAAAGAGAUGACUGCAGUCACUCAAAUAAAGAUUGGAAUUAUCGGAGGGUCUGGACUUGAUGAUCCAGAUAUUUUAGAGGGAAGGACGGAGCGAUAUGUCGACACCCCGUUUGGAAAGCCCUCAGACGCACUUAUUGUGGGUAAAAUUAAAAAUGUUGAGUGCGUUCUCCUUGCAAGGCACGGAAGGCAACACACCAUAAUGCCGUCCAAUGUGAACUACCAGGCCAACAUCUGGGCCUUGAAGGAGGAAGGAUGCACACAUAUUUUGGUCACCACGGCAUGUGGGUCGCUCAAGGAGGAGAUCCAGCCAGGAGACAUCGUGAUCAUUGACCAGUUCAUUGACAGGACCACGAAAAGGGCUCAGACAUUUUACGACGGACGUCCCACCAGCCCCCCUGGUGUGUGUCACAUACCCAUGGCUGAGCCCUUCUGCACCAGGACUAGAGAGGUGUUGCUGGAGGUGGCGCGGGCUCUUGGUGUGAGGUGCCACCCACGGGGUACCAUGCUCACCAUCGAGGGGCCUCGUUUCUCCUCGCGGGCGGAGAGCCUCAUGUUUCGCCAGUGGGGCGCCGACGUCAUCAACAUGACCACCGUACCCGAGGUGGUCCUGGCCAAAGAGGCCGGGCUUUGCUAUGCCAGCAUUGCCAUGGCAACCGACUACGACUGCUGGAAGGAGCACGAGGAGGCGGUGUGUGUUGACAACGUCCUGAAAACGAUGAAAGAGAACGCCAACAAGGCCAGCAGCAUCCUGCUAACGGCCAUCCCGCGUAUCGCUGAGAUGGACUGGGAUCACACGCUGAAGGCACAGCAGGCGAUGGCCCAAACUUCAGUAAUGCUUCCAAAAUCCUGAUGCACACUCAUCCACAGCAGAUGCCUUAAUGAGUCAAUUCCUGCCUGUGUGGAAUCACUGUCGCAUUUCUACUGUUAGUCAUGCAAGUCAAGAACAAAACAAACAAAAGAAAAAAAAAAUUUUGCUGACUUGAAUGUUUUCUUUCCAUAUUCGUAGGAUCACUCCUUUGUCCUCUGUCUUAUGCAUACUACUUUUGGGGGGGUUUUCCUUUUUUUGGGGGGGUCCAGUUUUGUGCUCGAUUAGCGGUUCACAUCCUGAAGCCAUAAGGUUGAGAUUUAAUGUAUCCAUUAGUGUAACAUAAAAUCAGAACUAGCACUACCUAUCUUUACAAGUCAAAUACCAAGGACUGGCUGCAUGCUACUUUUCUUUAUGUGAGCCAAACAAUGCUGUAUAUUUUAAAGGCUUUAGUCAAUCAGGCCUGGGUUAUCUGUCCGCUCCACCAUGUGUACAGCCAAUCGCAUGACUCAUUUACCGAGUAAUUACUUUUCUGAGUAAUUGCUUUUCCAUUUGAAACCUGAUAACAGAAUUACCAUUAAAAAUGUGUUCACGAUGACAAAGUGUGUAAUUUGUAAAAGGUUUAAACAAUGUCUGUUUUUUGUACAAGACUGUAUAUGCCUUACAUAUUUUAAAUAAUAAUCUCAUUAUGUGAGAAAUAUACCUGCGUUGUUACUGUUUAUCUCCAUUUAAGCAUUUGUAUUCUGUUAUUUUAAUGAAACUGUCAGACAUGCACGGUGCAAGUAAGUAGCUGUAACUCCACGUGAAAGAUCUGCAGUCACUAUUUAGAUUAAACAUCGUUUUAAAAAAAAGGUCUAAUGUCACUUCCCAGGGAAAGAAAGACAGAA
Molecule: messenger RNA, 1708 nt
Organism: Chanos chanos (milkfish)
Lineage: Eukaryota; Metazoa; Chordata; Actinopteri; Gonorynchiformes; Chanidae
Gene: mtap
Product: methylthioadenosine phosphorylase
Exons: 8
Coding region: 24-866 (280 amino acids)
Biological process (GO): nucleoside metabolic process
Cellular component (GO): cytosol
Molecular function (GO): S-methyl-5-thioadenosine phosphorylase activity
Source: RefSeq, a predicted model, not a curated record